Messenger RNA from Setaria italica (foxtail millet), 1078 nucleotides. Its product is annotated as SUMO-conjugating enzyme SCE1. NCBI's taxonomy places the organism in Eukaryota, Viridiplantae, Streptophyta, Magnoliopsida, Poales, Poaceae. Gene Ontology annotation, biological process: protein sumoylation. Gene Ontology annotation, molecular function: SUMO conjugating enzyme activity. The transcript has 5 exons. Gene Ontology annotation, cellular component: nucleus. The coding region runs from base 174 to 653 and encodes 159 amino acids. The record is from RefSeq and is a predicted model, not a curated record.
GCCGGCCGGCCGCCACCUCGGGUUUCGGGCCAGCUCCGCCGUAACUCUCCUCAUAAACCCACCGGCAACCGCCCACUGGUUAGCCGAACAGGCGGCAAACCAACCAUCCACACGCAUUGCUCUCGCGCGAUUUCCCCCCAAAUUUCAGCGGGAAACACUAGGAUCGGGUGGGGAUGGCGACCGGAGGCAUCGCCCGCAGCCGCCUCGCCGAGGAGCGCAAGAAAUGGCGCAGGAGCCAUCCCCAUGGGUUCGUGGCGAAGCCGGAGACGCUGCCGGAUGGGUCCGUCAACCUCAUGGUCUGGAAGUGCGUCGUACCCGGGAAGGAAGGCACUGACUGGGAGGGUGGAUAUUUCCCGCUGACUUUGCAAUUUCCUGAAGAUUACCCAAGCAAUGCUCCCGUCUGCAAGUUUCCAGCAGGAUUCUUCCACGUCAAUGUCUACCCUACUGGAGCAGUGUGCUUAUCAAUACUCAGCAAUGCAUGGAAGCCUUCCAUUACGGUGUGUCAAAUCCUCAUAGGAAUCCAGGACUUGCUUGACCAUCCUAAUCCAGCGUCUCCUGCACAAGAUGCAUGCUAUCGCCUCUACAAAAAGGAUAUGCGUUCAUACAAGGAUCGUGUCCGUCAGCAGGCGAAGCAGUAUCCUUCACUUGUGUAGGCAUGAACCAACUGCGAGAAAGAUUCUGGCAGCUAACCAUUACUCAUUUAUGCGGAACCUGUCACGAACUGCACUGGGAGAACAUCGUAAACACUUAUUGUAAUGGCUUAUCUAGCUAUCUGCAUCCUUGUGCUGCCUAAACAGUGGAAAGCUUUUGUUUUGCUGUGCCUUUUUACAGUUUGAUAAACUGUGAAAGGGAUCCCUAUAUUGCAGGCUGAACAAGCAGCUCUUAUCCAGCCCAAAUUGGUGCACGAGAGGGAGGCCUGAGUGGGCCUGCCCUGAACUGAAGGUGCUCCCAAUCAUCCGACUCACUAAUCUAGGAGAGCACCAUUCUUGGUCACAAGUCAACAAAGCUUCUAGCUUUGUUAAUUCUGCUUCUGUACUUGCAGUGACCCUUGAUUUGAAAUGCCCUGUUGGGUUCUCUC